Triplophysa dalaica is the source of this 740-nucleotide messenger RNA. RefSeq names its product angiopoietin like 8 (gene angptl8). Gene Ontology annotation, biological process: triglyceride homeostasis; regulation of lipid metabolic process. The transcript is spliced from 4 exons. Lineage: Eukaryota; Metazoa; Chordata; Actinopteri; Cypriniformes; Nemacheilidae. The record is from RefSeq and is a predicted model, not a curated record. The coding region runs from base 1 to 567 and encodes 188 amino acids.
AUGCAGACAGCUUUACGCGUGCUGUGUGCGGUUCUCUGUGUGACCGGGGUCCUCUCUUCUCCACUGAAGGCGGUUCAGAGCGGUGUGAAGCUGGUGUCUAUGGACGAGGUGAGCAUUCUCAUGUACGGUGUGCUGCAGUUCAGCGAAUCCCUGCAUCACAUCUACCAGAGCACUGAGGCAAAGCUGGACCGUGUGAUGAAAGCCAUCAGCCGAACCGAGAGCGAGGUCAAGAAGCUGGGUCUCGACACAGAGGAGGCUGUUCAAAGCGAGCGUCAGAUCAAAGAAAAACUCAAGCUUAUUCAGGCUCAAAUGGAAAGUCUACAGGUCCAAGCCCAAGAGAGCAAAGGCAUGGUCACCAGGGUGGAGCAGGAAGAGGCGGAGCUAAAGAAAAAACUAACAGAUCUUGAAGAAAACUUAAACGGCUCUUUGCCAGACAAGAUCAAGAAUAAGACAGUUAAAAACACGACUCUUUUGAAGGAUCUGAUGAAGUGGGCAGAGGAACAGAAAAUCAAAUUGAAGAAUCAGACCCAGCAGCUGGCUGAGUUACAGAAACAGAAUGUGGUGUAACCGCAAAAUACAUUCCUGUUUGUCACCUGACUGUUCACCUGCGAGGAGAAGGAACUGUGAACUUCAUCGACACUCCGUUUAUGGCACUACAAACAAACUACUUCAUAUCUGCCAAUUAUUUCACAUUAACAUUGAGACUUAUUCAUGACAAAAUAAGCAAUAUCUUAUGUGAA